Molecule: messenger RNA, 1466 nt
Organism: Racocetra persica
Lineage: Eukaryota; Fungi; Glomeromycota; Glomeromycetes; Diversisporales; Gigasporaceae
Source: the annotation of a GenBank genome assembly
UGGUCAAAAAAAAACGGAUUAUGUUUCUCUGUCACUUUCAACGGGAUCGACUGUAAAGAAGAACGAAACAGAGGAAGAUAUAGAGGCAGAACAACUACAACGAUUUAAAGAUUGGAAAAAAAAAUCUGAUUCAUCGGCCAAAUCACAUACAGACAAUCCACUUUUGUCAAAACAAACCGAUAUAGUUGCAGAUUUUGAUCAAACAUUGUCUGCACUCAGUGGUGGCUCUUUUUCCUUCUCAUUUAAUGGUCCAUUACCGGAUUCUGCAAUUACUGAGGAAAAGCUUAGCGAGAAAACUUCCACAAUUGCGCAAGAUAGUAGCAUAGUUGCAAGCUCACGUAUAGUAUCACCACCACCAGGCGUUGGAUUUAUUAGAACAGACAUUUCAAACCUUUCAAACAGUGCUGAAUUUAAUCAACCAUCACCCAUUCCUUACACUGGCUCGUUCAAUCCGUUUGCACCUGAUGAUGAUAAAUUCGAUCCCUUCUCUAGUGAAAGUCCAUCUUUAGGUGUUAUUGGAAUAUCAUCUCUUGGUAAUAACGUUUCGGAUAUCUAUGUAAAUGAUGCGAGGACACAUUCACAGGCAUAUUGUAAUUCUGCAAAAUCAAGAAAUUCAUCACGGUUCGGUUUUGCCCAAGAUGGUGAAUUCACGCAUUUAAAUUCUGCAGACCCAUUGGCUAUGAAAGAUUUACAAGAUGGUUUCCGAGCACUAUUUCCAAAUGUUAAUAUAAGUUUUGGACCAAGUGAUGUGCAUCAAGAAUCCAUGUGGAAUACUUCAAAUGAUUCUACUUUCGCGCCGUUGCGCCGAAAUUUAAUGAAUGCACCUCCCGGUGUUCCGAUUUCUAGUAUGAACCAAGCUCAAAAUCUUCUUAACAACACAUCUCCUGGCCUGGAUCAUCAUUUCCACCAAAAUAUGUUAAUGCAGCAUCAUCAGCAGUUGAGCGGAAAUUCGGUUGUACCUCCAGCUAUUAAGUCACCCCCACCUGGAAUUUAUGCACAAUCUCCUCGGAUGGAUUAUGGCAUAACUGGUGGUUGGAAUCCACCAACUACUACCUGGAAUACUGAAGAUGACUACUUAUCUCGUCAACCCCCACAUCAACCUCCACAUCAGCCGUCUCAAAAUCAAUUUUUAUCUAACCAUUCUAGAAAUGAAGCUCAAGACAUUUUCGGUGCUUUUCUUAAGGCUGCUGCAGUUAAUAAUUCAAAUACUCACGAUGAAGUGUCUAGAGAAGCGGAGGCAUUACCAAAUAUUCUUCAAGAUCCUGCUAUUAUGUCAGUUCGAAUUUCUCAAGCAGACAAUGCAUAUCGGGCACCAGGUGCGCCAGUAAUGUCACAGCAGCAAUAUCAGCCAAUACAAAAUGUUGGGGGCCAUCGGUUAAGUGUAUUUGAACGGGUAACAAGAACAGGUGACGAACAAAUUGGUGGUGGGUUCGGUGUAGGAAUCGGAUUGGGUAAUAUGGAUGCAG